Molecule: messenger RNA, 2182 nt
Organism: Macrosteles quadrilineatus (aster leafhopper)
Lineage: Eukaryota; Metazoa; Arthropoda; Insecta; Hemiptera; Cicadellidae
Exons: 5
Coding region: 436-1989 (517 amino acids)
Biological process (GO): signal transduction
Molecular function (GO): protein binding
Source: RefSeq, a predicted model, not a curated record
UCACACAGACACGCCAAGUGCAUUGUUUUGUUUUAUUUAUGUUUUAAAAUUGUGUUAUUUUUUAAUGUUCCGUAUCUAUUCUUUACGGUCAAUUUUAUUUUAGCCAAACUGUAGUUGAAUAUGAUUCAACUUAAUGCAUUGUUAUUCGUUAAUAAAUUGUUUUAUAUAGUUUGUAAUAAAUCAGUGAUAUUUGAGUCAGUUUUAAAAGAUUAGGCUAUUGUACCCUAUCUUGGACCAAGGUUUGAUGCAGAUUAAAUGUUAUUCUUGUUCUUAUCAAUUAAACUCAGUUACUGUAUUAAUAAUUUAAACAAAACCUGAAGUAAGGCAACUCUAAGUUUAUGCAAAUUAGCAAGUAUAUGAGAGGGCCGAGCAUAAACAAGGCCUGAUAGGUUACAACCAGGACCAACUGAUAUGAGUUAAAGCUUUUUUAAAGUCAUGGAAAACACCGAGGAAUCACAACUUGCUAGUUAUGAAAGUUGUAAGCUUUUGGCCUUAUCAACAUACCAGUCCGCAAGCGAGAGAUGUGAAAACCAGAAUAUUCUUACAACUAUCAAAAGAAAAUAUGAGGGUGUGAUAAAUUCCCCUAGAACUUUUGAGUAUAUCAAUGAUCUUCAUACUCUUUUGAAAGUUUUAGAAAAAAGGUGUGAGCUACAACCAACGGACAUUCAUGUCUUAGAAUAUAUUUAUAGUGUUCUUAACAUAAAGACACACAAUUUGGAUUAUCAUAAAACAAUACUUCAUGAUACAGGCAAGAGUACUCACAACGUCCAUUCCAGAGGAGAUGUCCCACUUCAGGCUACCAACAGUAACACAGUGCCUACAUUUCAUUACUCAAAUCCAAGACAAAGUUCCUCUGGUGUUAUUGGAAAUGGCAGCCUAGAUCAGCAAAGAUUAAACAAAAGAGGAGAUGUCCCACUUCAGGAUACCAACAGUAACACAGUGCCUACAUUUCAUUACUCCCCUCCAAGACAAAGUUCCUCUGGUGUUAUUGGAAAUGGCAGCCUAGAUCAGCAAAGAUUAAACACAAGAGAUGGUGAGAAGGUGUCCAGACCCCCAGUAAAGCCUCUAAACUUUCUUGAUCAUUUUGGUGAUGAAGAUCUGAUGGCCAUCUCUAUUCCUGACUUAUUUAAUGAGAUUGUUAACCAACUUUACAAAGGUUGGAUGUGUGAAACUGAUGGCAACAUGUCGAAAAGAAGAAAUUCCCUAUCUAGUGGAGACCAAAUGGAUAAAACACCAAUUAGGCCUAUUUUGCCUAUUGUUCAAAAAGGUGUUAUAUCUAUCACAUUGUUUGUAAUUAUAUUUUUAGUUGUGACCUUGGUAAUUUACAACAUCCAUGAAUUUUUUGUAAAUUUUAAUGUCACUUUUAUCAGUGGUGUACUGAUAUAUUGUGGAUUGUUCGCGAUUGCUGUUUUAUUCGACGGUAUGCUACUAACUUUCUAUGACAUUUUAUUGCUCAUCAAAACAAUUCAGUCUAAGGGUGUAAAAUGGUUCUUGCUAAACUGUCUUAAGAAAACUCCUCAUGUAAUUUUAUCCUGGUUUAAAAAUGACGAAAUUGUGGAAAAUCCACAAGUUCAUAAUUGGGAAAUUAUAGGACUAACAAUAUACCACUUUAUAUUAUGGUUAGGUAAGAAUCUUUACUACAAAGGGACUGCCGCAACUUUAAAGUACUGUAUUAUAAAGCUAAUUCGUCUUGCAAAUAAAGGAUAUAAGUAUUUUAUUGAAGUGGAGAUUCAUACUUCUUUAAGCGAUACAAGUAACAUUUACCAAUGUUUAAAAGAAAGGAACAUUGUAACUCAGUUAGCUAACAAAAUUUCAAUGUCUUCAAAAUAUUUAUUCAACUUGUUUUGUUAUUUAAAUUUGUUAUAUUUUUUUGCUAUUCCACUGUGCUCAAGUUUCCUUAGAGAAUUGUUUGUUACUGUCAUUGACUUUAUAUCUACUGUAUACCUGAUACUGUACCUCAGUACAUUAGAGACCCCCUCAUUAACAUAACGGGACCUGACCUAGGUCGGAUAACUCAAAAGUUUGGUUGAAACGAGUAAUCCCUAAAAACUAAAAAAAAUGAAAUGCUAUUCAUUUGGAAUUAUAUAACCAUUAUUCUGAAGUCUGGACCAUAGAAAAGUCACAAAUAAACUCAAAAACACGGUAAAGUAAAAUACUUUCAGUGGAAUAAAUUAUACUCAUA